AUGCUCACCAUUGAAGAGUCAAGACUUGUCGACGCUGUCGGCAUCCCACGCCGCUUUACACCUGUCAAGGCAUCGCCAAGGGUCGAGCCAGUGGUUGAGGCAUCCCCAGCGAGCAGGACCAACUUUCAGAGGAACUAUGCUGCACCUGAGCCCGAGCCACGUGCCACGGUGCGACCCCUGACCAAGCGCCGUCAUGGCGAUGAACCUGCUACGUCGACCCCCUUGCCCCCCAAGCGGCUGAGCAUUGGCUCCUCAGCUUCUGAGCGGGUGGCACCACAGCCAGUAGCCCACGAUGAAGGCCCCACACUCAAGGUAGUCCUUCCCAGUGGCUCCACUGCACGCACCCGCCAGCUCUUGGCUGCCAGCCAACAAGGUUUGUCGUCCGGGACGCAAGCGGCUGGCAAGCGGUCUGUAUUUGACAGGCUUGGCGAAAGCACAGUCAGCAGCACAACCGACUCUAAGUCGGGAAGCAGCACUGUUUUCAGCGCCUGGGGCCAAGCACCACUGAGGAGCCCAAGAGUGAUCCACCAAGGACGGUGUUCCGCCAAAACAGCCAAGCCAGUGAUGCGAAGGCAGGUCCUGCCUCCGACAGCAUCGUCUCGUGCAUCUCUUGGAAUCGGCGAUUCCAGUGAUGGUGGUGGAGGAGGAACGGUCAUGUUGCGACGGUCGAUCACUGAGGCCACCUCUGGAAGGCUAGGAGGCUCGCAGGGGCGCUUUAGCACUUUUGCAGCUGCCGCUUCACAAAAAGCAGUCCCCGCACGUGACCGGCUGGGGCCCAAGUUCGCAGCGACCGCUAGUGUCAUUCGGACGACAGUGCGCACAGCUGCAUCCACUGCACGGAAGAGCAGCACUGUGGUGCCAACAUCGAAGCGCGUUACUUUGGUCGCCCCCCGCGUGGGUUUCAGCGGUAGUACAGCCGCUCCACAGAGUGUCUUUGCUCGUCUUGGAGCAAAUCGUUAGCAGUGUGGUGUCUUAGUAAUGUCAUUGCAUUUCAUCAUCAACACUACUUCAUUUUGUUCCCUCUCAAUCACUUUCUCACUCGUUAGGCAGUUUUCUCUAUACCCUGGAGAAUUUCUGACCAAUUUUGCAUCAGUGUGUUGGAUAAAUGGAAUAAAUUAGUUUAUUGAACGGAAGUCAUGCGGGGGGGAAAGGGAAAUGUCACAUUUUUGCUUUGCAUUGGAUAAGCACUGGAGGGAUUUGAGCAUGUUUAUACAUGUGUUGAAAGGCAUUGCAGUGCAGCAACAAUGAAAGAGCCGAGAUACGCUGGGAACGUCAUUGCUCCUUUUUAAUAUUGAAGCGCUAUGUCACCUUUGGAAUGAACUGGAGGUUCUAGUUCAUAAUGUUAUGCAAAAAAUGCUUUUUUUUAUUUUGCCUAUCAACAUAGAUUGUUAUUUACUUGGGAAACCAAUAUAAUUGGGCUGGUUUGUAUUAGUGAAUACACUCAAACCUCAUUAUAGCAAACUUGCAUCUUACAUGAAAAUAAGUUUGUUAUAUCUGAAAACUCGUUAUAAAGGUUUAUUCAUAACACUAAAUCUAUUGUGAGAUUGUUUUCAAUUACUUCGUUAUAACCAAUAUUUCGUUAUAUCUGUAUUCGUUAUAUCGAGGCUCUUCAAGUUGAUGUGUGUACUGUACGGAAUGGAAGUGGGAGUAUUUAUUUCUAGACCAGCUCAGUCAACUUUUCUUUUUGUGUGAUGUGUUCAGCUUCUCCGGGGUGGCCCGUCAAACAUUUACUAGGAAACCAUUCAGAAGGUGUCUGACAGAAGAGAUGUCAGUGCCAAUGGGGACAGGUAAGAAAAUGCUUCGUUCAAAGUAACAUGUAUAUCAUGUUUCUUCUUGGUCAUAGGAUAUGUUGUGAACACCAUGUAAAAGCUGCAGCGUAUUACUACUCCCCAUUAUACUUUUUCUGUAUGGCCAAAAGACCAGCUGCUAAGUUAGCCUUUUCAAGUUUUGUUUGUGCAUCUUUGCCAGGCCAUCACUACGAGAUUUCAGUAGCUCCCACCUGAAGAACCUGACUUUUCUGAUAGUCUGUGCCUAAAGGUUGGGAAGGAAAAAAAGCUGUGUUUUACAAUGCACUGAAAGCUACCUUCGUGAACACUUGUGUGGUUGGCCUGUGGGAAUGGUAUUUUAUUCGCUUUUUCAGCACUAGGUUUUGAUGUCUCAAAGCCUGUCUUCACAUCUUUAGCUGUGCCCUAUUAAUCUGGUGUAACAUGGUUGGUAUUUCUGUAAAUGUAAACUCUUCAGUAUGGCGUUAUCAUGGUUCUAAAGCGUUUGAUGGUGUUAAAAAGUAGGCGAAAUGUAAAAGGGAGGGCUGCUAUGGACAUUGGCAGCUGGUCACAGGAACACCAUGUGCUGAACACCUUGUGCUGAAUGGAUUUGUUAAGUUCUGCGAAGGGGUAGGUAACCCAUGUAUAAAUCCACUUCCUGCCACCAAAAUUCCAAUGCUUGCAUGAUUGGUCAGCAAAAGCACUGUGUUCCCACUGCAGGUAGUAAAUCACAUUGUUCUACCAGGCAGGUCUGUCUAAAGUGUGAGUAUCGUAAAGCAGUACUGUUUUGCCUCUGCCAGCUCUAUUGGCCCUUUGCUUCUGUUAUAAGCCAAAGUUUAUGGCUUACUUUACAUCAGUUCGUUUUGUUGCCCCUAUUUUGUUGCCCAUAUUUAGUUGUUAUAGCUCACCAGAUUGACCAGGACUGCUACAGUGGCUACAGUCUGCUUGCAGUGACCUGGUCUGUUUCAACCAUCACUUUAUAAAUGUGGCGCAUGUGAACGAAAAUUCGGAGGGUUGUGGGUUGAAUGACGUCUCUCCGUAUGUUUAGAGUCACGAGGGGAGGGAAAAGUAGAAGCAGUGGUGGUUGUCACUAUUGCAAUGCCACUUUUUCUUUCAUGUGUUUUCAUCACAUCAUAGGCGAGAUCACUCGAAUUUCUGUUGAAGCAUUUUGCGUACGCACUGCCAUGAUCCUACUCGUUUUUCAAACUAAAGCCAUGCACGAAUCGCAGACGUACCUCGUCAAGUUCACAUCCUUGUGUUCACAUGCGAUUUCUCAACUUUCGUGCGAUGUCUUUGCAGAAACUACAGAAAACUUGGGAUUUACAAUAGUGCAUGCAAAAAUGGUUUGACACGUGUCUGCUGUUUCGUUACACUAAAGAUGUUGUCAACAACAUAGACAAUGUUAAUUCUAUGCGUGUUAUUCGUUCAUUCAUCAGCAGCAAUGUCUCAUGCUAUCCUGCAGCAUGGAUUCAUAAUAUUUGUAAGAGCAUCAUUUUUCAUUCGAACGAUGUCGGAUUAGGUUUUGUUAACGAAACACUUCCAUAGGUUGCUAUUAUUACACAAUUGACUAUGUAGUUAUUGUAUUUUUUGUUUAGUUUUUCAUUUUUCCUCAUCUACUAGCAUCCAUCUAUGUAAUUGGAUCCGACUUGCAUGUAAGCGUGCACGAACUGUGCAACCACGUGCACGAACUGUGCACGUGGUUGCGUAUAACUAUGAGCCACUUGUCGCUUCGAUGAUAUUUAUUCAAAUAGCAUCAGGGCAGAUGAGUGAUGGUGAGGAAGUUGCAAGGCUUUGUUGCCAAAGCAGUAUUGUCAGUCAGCUGUCCUUGGCUAAAUGUUUGUGCCGAGGAGGAUGGGUUCAUUGUACUCGAGUUCCUCAGCCAUCUCCUACAUUAAUUUCUUCAUUGUGUUUGCCUGUUAUACUUGACACUACCUUUACGCACACUGCUCCAGGGCAAUUUUCUUGAGCCCUCGUGUUGGCUUAUUGUUUUACACGUCUUUGUUUGACUGCUUCGUAUGCUCCUGCUUACAUUCACAUGUGCUGACAUAUGCUUCUGCAUAGACAAGCGUGCACCAUUAUUCUCUGAUUAUUUGCUUGACAGCAUCCUUGGUAUUUUAAACGACUGAUAAAACACUUCGCACUAUGCCAAAAUUGCUGUCGCUAAAAUAUGCAUCGCCAAGGCACCAUAAGUACCAGGAAAAUGACAUUUAAGAAAUUAUUGCCUGAAAACACUUCCCCAGCACAAGCACAUGUUCCGAUAGGCUUUAAGGCUACGAAAAAAAAAAAACAUAACUGCAAACUAACCCUGCAUGAUUCAGCACUAUCCACUUAUCAAAUAUUGUGUGUUGAUAACCAUGAGAGACUGCUAACUUUGGCUCAUAUCCUGAGUGUCAGUCUGUGUAUUUAGCUCGGUGCUUGCACUCAUCUGGUACGUGUUCACAUAGUCUUUUUCUUGCUGGCUGCGACUGUGUUACUGUGUAUGCACGCAUUGCUAUGCACGAACGCACCAUAACACAGCAGCAUGCUGUUCAUGAGAAAGUUCUUCGUUGUGGCAAUAACCUUAACAUAGCGCUGCAAGUGGCAUUGAUCUGGAAAACAUGCUUGGCUUUGGCUCUAAUUAUUCGCGUCGUUGGGGAAGAAAAAAAUCAAUAGCAAGGCCACACAAGUGCUUUCAAACAGGGGCAAGUUAAAUUUCAAUGCUGCGACGUGUGCUCAGGGCACUAAAUAAAAUUUUGCCCACCAUUUCUCAAGCUGACAAGCUGAAACAGGUCAAUUGACCCAUUCACUUAUUUGGUUCUUAUGGUGCAUAUUUUAUAUCAUGUUAAUUUUUACUGGUACAGUUACUGGUUCUGUUUACACUUCUUUUUUUGUUUUUGUUAUUCAGCUACAAACGUUUGGUGCUUUGGAAGAGGCCAUGAAGUUUUAUUUAAACAUCAAUUCAAAAAGCGUUGCUAGAGCCAUUCAUAUAUCAGCUCAGUGAUACUCGGUGUCAUGACUGGAAGCCCUUCUCUGAGUCUUCCAUUUGUCACGAAAGUGCCAUUAUUGUCACACGUGCUUGUGUCAGAGACCGCAUCCACGCUCAAGGACAAUGCCAUGCAUGUCAUUUGAACUGUGUGUAUUGUGUCACGGUAGCUAGGCUGGAGCAAAUUUUUAGCCGAAAGCGUAUGCUUUGCCACAAAGUCCAAAGUUCCUGUUAAGGAGGUGUCAUGGUCGCUGUAAACAUUCAUGAAAUACCGUGACGUGCCUACUUUCUUGGAAAAGAGCUCGCAAGAAACAGUUCAACUAUUGAAAGCAGGCAACACUUUCUUGAUUAUCGAGUUUCAUGCCAAACUGCUUCUGCACGAAACGGUGUGACAUUCAUCGUCCUAGCCUCGCGAUGGCAUUUUCCCUUUGUUGGCAUGCGGUUGUAUUCUGUUUGCGGCUGGAAGUGGAAUGAAAUAUGACUUUGAUUUUCAUUGUUCGUUUGCCGUUUGUGGUAAUCAUUUUCGGCAUGCUUUCUCAUGCUCUCAUGUUUAUCAUGCAUUAGCUAGGCCAUAUAGUAAAGUAAUUGCCCGAACUUAAGGUGUUAUCAAGAGCAAGCCAGAUGCCGCAAAAUGCAGAGGUGUCGCACAUUCCAUCGACGUAAUCCUUGUGCAUAAAGAAAUGCUCAAUGCAGAAGUACAUAGAAGUGCAGUAGAAUGUACUUGAACAAAACUUGAAGAGGCUGAGGAAAUACUUUUACAUACUGCAUGACAAGUGUCUUGUUUAUUGUGAAAAUAGUGCUGCGGCAGUCAAAUCCAGAAACUUACAAAAUGAGAGGCAACUGUUUGUUUAAACAGCAUUUCUGCUUAAAUGAUUUUCAUUUACUGAAAUUUUGCUCUAAUCUGAAAGGGGGGGUAGGCAAUGAGGAGGAAAACAAAAUUAGGCAUGCUGGGCUUAAGAAUGGAGGCAUUUCAUUUAGAAAGUGCAAACACCUAAAACAAUAGUUAAGUUAGGUUAGUUAGUGCAGGAAGAUGAGUGGUUCAGUUUCAUGGAAAAAUGAAAAUGACAGAAAACUGCAUAGUUCUGACUUUUAAAUUCUGUAGUACCAGUGCUUAUGUUCAUGAAAACAGCACAAGCCUGCUUAAUGAGAAGAGAAACACUUGCAGCAUGCAAGGCAUUUGGAGCAGGCAACUAAGCUUUCUCGAUUAACUGAAGUAAGAGUCAGUAUUCUUUAUAAACACUUUUGAGAGAUUUGACAUGAUACAACACAGUGCUUUCUGGCGUGUACAACCAACAGUAUUCCUGGUGCUGUACCAGAUCUGUCAACUGUUGAUGCAUUUGGUGUCGAGUCAAGCGAAAUUUUGUUUAAAGG
Molecule: messenger RNA, 6096 nt
Organism: Rhipicephalus microplus (southern cattle tick)
Lineage: Eukaryota; Metazoa; Arthropoda; Arachnida; Ixodida; Ixodidae
Cellular component (GO): nucleus
Source: RefSeq, a predicted model, not a curated record